AUGCCACGUGAGCGUGUUUCUACCGUGAAAAAAGAUGCGGAUUUUGCCUCUGGUAGAACCGAUCCCAGUCUGACUAACGAAGGCACCAUCGGCGCCAAAGAAGAUCCGGGGCGAGGGAGCGUGAGUCUUGCAGUCCCAUCGGCGGAGAGAGAGGGGUCGGCGACAAGGGGAAACCAUGGCGACGCUCCCCGCGCCGAGCAUGCCGCAACCCAGGAGUGCGAGGCGGAGGCAUCCCAAUACGGACAGACGCUGCUCCAGCCGACCGUGGUCGAAAUUUCUGCUGCCAUGGUGGAUAAGGCCAAGGCGGGGGAGCACGAUUUGAUGGAGGAUCUCCAACACAGCAUUGCCGACGUAGGUGGCUCUCCUCCUUCUGUUGGACGUGGGAGGCGUAGGCAGAGGAGGAGCGAUGGGGAAGAAGAGUAUGACACCACCGUGCCCGGGGACAUCAAUACGCGGUCGAAGAGGCGGCAGACAACAGGCGGUGCUGACGACGCCGGUGACCCUGAUGAUGCGGAGGAGGAAGAUGAGGGGGAUGCGGGGGAUGAGGAGGAGGCUGAUGAGGAGGAGGAUGCGGAGGAAGAGGAGGAUGAAGAGGAUGCGGAGGAGAACGCGGAUGUUGGGGAGGAAGAAAAAGAUGAGAAUGAUGACGAGGAGGACGAGGAGGAGGAGGAGGAGGACGACGACGAGGAGGGGGGCGACGAGGAUGAGGAGGAGGAGGAGGAGGAGAGGGACGACGGGGAUGAGGAGGAGGAAGGGGAAAAGGAGGAGGAGGAGGAGGAUGUGGCGGCAGUGAAAGGACGGGGCGGGCGAGGCUGA
Closterium sp. Naga37s-1 is the source of this 816-nucleotide messenger RNA. The record is from the annotation of a GenBank genome assembly. Lineage: Eukaryota; Viridiplantae; Streptophyta; Zygnematophyceae; Desmidiales; Closteriaceae.